This is a messenger RNA of Chelonoidis abingdonii (Abingdon island giant tortoise), 3384 nucleotides long. The record is from RefSeq and is a predicted model, not a curated record. NCBI's taxonomy places the organism in Eukaryota, Metazoa, Chordata, Testudines, Testudinidae.
ACUGUUGUGGGUGACGUCACGGGCGGAGGAUGCGGGUGCCCCAUUGGCUCGGGCUCCGCCGCCGUGAGCUGGGCUCUUAAAGGGCGACUCGAGGGGAGGCCGGCCCGGCCAGGCGGGCCCAUGGCCAGCACCAGCAGCCACCUCGCCAGAGUUGGCCACCCUUGGCUUUAUAGCUCAUGGUGUACUGCCUGUCUCACCAUGUCGCACUGAUAGUCAUGUGUGAAGAUGGAAUGUGUUAAGAGGAAAACCCACAACCGAGCCAGAGUUAAUUCUGCAGUGAUGGCAUCUGCACUAGCGGGGCUUGUCAUGGGAGUCACUAGAGUCCCUGCCAGUCACUGUCAGACUCUGCACCUGGAUGCCUGGACUGAUUAUAAGUACCACCACCAUUGAGUGGCUCUGCUUCAGGAGUGUCAGAUGGGAGUGGUCCGGGUCCGUAUACAUGGGGAGAACAUCCAUCUUGAGCCCUGAUUAUGAUGCUGUUCCAAUCCAGUCGAGUGUGGUUAUAUGUUCCUGCCCAUCCCCAUCAAUGGUGAGGAACCAGACAGAUUCCAGCACUCCAACUGUCAUUGCCACCUGUGGCAGCAGAAAAGGGUCUAACAUGGAGGGAACUGCAGCUGAAUCAAGGUCUAGUUCAAACUCCCUACAGCAACAUUCAGGACAACAGCCUUCACAGCCUCGAAAAAAACGACGUGAGAAUUUCAAAUUUGGGAAAAUUCUGGGUGAAGGAUCUUUCUCAACAGUUGUCUUGGCCCGAGAAUUGGCAACUUCCAGAGAAUAUGCCAUUAAAAUUCUAGAAAAACGUCAUAUCAUAAAAGAAAAUAAGGUCCCCUAUGUGACCAGAGAGAGAGAUGUAAUGUCCCGUCUGGAUCACCCUUUCUUUGUGAAACUCUACUUCACAUUUCAGGAUGAUGAAAAGCUGUAUUUUGGACUUAGCUAUGCCAAAAAUGGAGAGCUUCUAAAAUACAUUCGCAAAAUUGGCUCAUUUGAUGAGACCUGUACCAGGUUUUAUACUGCUGAAAUUGUAUCAGCAUUAGAGUACUUGCAUGGAAAGGGAAUAAUUCACAGGGACCUUAAGCCAGAGAACAUUUUGCUAAAUGAAGAGAUGCACAUUCAAAUAACAGACUUUGGAACAGCAAAAGUAUUAUCUGCAGAUAGUAGACAAGCACGGGCAAACUCAUUUGUAGGGACAGCUCAAUACGUUUCUCCGGAAUUAUUGACAGAAAAAUCUGCCUGUAAAAGUUCUGACCUCUGGGCUCUUGGAUGUAUAAUAUACCAGCUUGUAGCCGGAUUGCCGCCAUUUAGAGCUGGCAAUGAAUAUCUUAUAUUUCAGAAGAUAAUUAAGUUGGAAUAUGACUUCCCAGAAAAAUUCUUCCCCAAGGCAAAGGACCUUGUGGAAAAGCUUUUGGUUCUGGAUGCUACAAAGAGAUUAGGCUGUGAAGAAAUGGGAGGGUAUGAACCUCUUAAGGCUCAUCCAUUCUUUGAAUCCAUUACAUGGGAGAAUCUGCAUCAUCAGACACCCCCAAAGCUCACAGCAUAUUUACCCGCUAUGUCUGAAGAUGAUGAGGAUUGUUAUGGAAAUUAUGACAAUCUCCUGAGUCAGUUUGGUUGCAUGCAAGUUUCUGGUUCUGCAUCCUCCCCUUCACUGUCUGCCCCAGAGACAAGUCACCCACAAACAUCAGGGAACAUAGAACAGUACAUUCAUGAUCUUGACAAUAACUCCUUUGAGUUGGACUUGCAGUUUUCUGAAGAUGAGAAGAGACUACUACUGGCAAAGCAGGCUGGUGGAAAUCCAUGGCAUCAGUUUGUAGAAAACAACUUAAUACUAAAAAUGGGUCCAGUAGAUAAAAGAAAGGGAUUGUUUGCUCGUCGGCGCCAAUUAUUGCUCACUGAAGGGCCCCAUCUCUAUUAUGUGGAUCCUGUCAACAAAGUUCUGAAAGGAGAAAUUCCUUGGUCACUAGAGCUGCGACCAGAAGCCAAGAAUUUUAAGACCUUUUUUGUUCAUACACCUAACAGGACAUAUUACCUGAUGGACCCAAGUGGGAAUGCUCAUAAAUGGUGCAAAAAGAUACAUGAAGUUUGGCGGCACAGAUACCAUCAGAAUGCUGCUAAAUAGUAAAGUUCAUCCAAAAUGUCCCAGUCUCCCUACUUGCUGCUAGAACUCCAUGUGCAGCCGAUCAGAGGAAUCUUCCCAACCCAUCUAUUAUCCAUCUCAAGGGGAAGCAUAUAUCUGAAAUAUUUUGUUUUUUUUAAAAACAACAAACACAAAUGGAAUUCAGGGUCGCUUUGCUUGCUCUUUGUGCUUCUGUUAAGGCUUCCACAUGCAUAUCGUUGAAGUGAGGAUCUUGCUUUUGUGCACUUCAGCUCUAUUUCUGCUGCAAACUAAUGGAUAAACUUUGCAUUUCGAGCUUCAUUUAAGAUCAGUUAAAACUGAUCGACCGCACACACCCCAGAUCAUGUACCGGUCCUGCACUUUAUGGGGCUGGGAUUAUUUCUGUGACUUUCAGAUUAUCGUUAAACUGUAUUUCAUCAGGGAGCUUUUAAAUGCUUCUGCUGAGGUGUAACCACCACCUCCACUCUACUUUCCUUCCCCCGCCCCCUUUUCCUUUUCUAACUGGUAUCUGGCAUUUGCAGUCAGGUCAGUUGUACCCUUGCAUAACUCCUAAUAUAGUUCUGGUUGCAGGACUUCCGUGGUACUUAUUAUAAUUAUGUGAGUAAAUCAGAUGUAUGUGUCUGGCAGUCAGACGCCGAUGAUACAAGUUGUGAGAAAGUAAAAUGCUGAACAUGGCACUGAAAUUUCUAAAAUUGAAAUUUUGGCUUUUGAAGUUCAUAAAGUUUUAAACAUGGAAUUUUAAUUUGAUGCAUUUACAAGUUUAAUCAAGGGACAAUAAACUUACCAGCAUGCUUUUAAUUAAUACUAACUAAAUUAAAUUAACCAGUUAGUAUAAAAUGUUACUAUUGAGGUAGUAAUUAGACUCUUCAGCUUUUCAGGAGAUGAGGGCAAGUAGCUUUCUUUCCAGGGUAUGCAUGUAUUGUGCAUUUUAGUGGGGCCAACCUAUUUACUUGGGUAGAGAAGGAAGCGUGAAAACUUUGAUGUACAAUUGAUGACUUGAUUUCUCUCUUUCUUUGUAUAAUGAGAUGUACAAAUAUUCUUGUCCUGGUCAUUGGCCAAACAACUUGCAGACCUUUUAGCAAUUCUGAAAAUAUUUUAAACGAUUUAAAUACAAUAAGCUUAUACACUAAUCUGAAUAGUUGGAAGUUCAAAUGAAAAUGUUGACUCAAAGGAGAAAAUGUAUGGUACUUUAGUCAUAUCUAUAAAUGUUUGUUUCAUAUCGGUCUGCUUCAUCCUUUUCAAAUUAAAUUGUUGUGGUCAAACAUUUCCUGUGA